CUUCCUCAGGGAUCACUGAGCUCGGGUUUCCUGCUUUCCCUUCAACAGCUUCUGGACUCUGGAAUAUUUUUCUCUUCGUGUGCGCUGCGUUCGAUUUCUGUGAACGAAUCUCCAGUUCAUUUUGAUUUCUUGACUUCAUUUUAAAUCUGAAAUAGUUACAGAGGGAGGAAGAAGAAGAGAAGGAGGAGGAGGAGGAGGAGGAGGAAGGUGGAGGAGGUGAAGCACCUGUCCCAUGCGCAUUGACAGGACGGAGCUGAGCAGCUCAGGGUUAAAGGUCUUUUGGGAGGCGCCGUGGCGACGUUGGACGUUGGGACAUUAAUAAUGUCCCGGUGGAUUAUCUGAGCGGAAAGGCGGUGGAGACGGAGGUGGAGGUGAUGACGAUGAUGAUGAUGAUGAUGAAGGCUGACAGUGUGCAGAAGGAGAUGGAGGAGAGGAAUCUGCGCCCCCGCCUGUGCUACCUGACCAAAGGCGAGCGCGGUUACGGCUUCCACCUGCACGGAGAGCGCAGCAGCGGCGCGCAGUUCAUCCGCAGGAUCGAGGCGGGGUCUCCUGCAGAGCUGGCAGGACUUCGCUCCGGGGACCGCGUGGUGGAGGUGAACGGAGAAAACGUGGAGAAGGACUCACACCAGCAGGUGGUUCAGAAGAUCAUGGAGGUGGAGAACAGGACAAGGCUCUUGGUGGUGGAUCGAGAGACGGACGAGUUUCUGCUCCUCCACUCUCUGCCCUGCACCGAGGACCUGGCCGUGGAGAUGAGCUGCCUCCUCUCCCCUCGCACCUCCUCCUCUUCCCUCGCUUCAGCCACCCUGAGCUUCUCCUCAUUGUCCCGUGAAUCCCUCACUCCAUCGCCACAAGACUCCAUCAUUUUAUCACCGCGAGACUUCACUCAUUCACUCUCUGACUCCAUUACACCGUCACUGCUGCCCAAAUCCACCACUUCAUCACCACCUGACUCCAUUGCUCCGUUACCCGGUGACUCCAUUAUUCCAUCACCACAAAAUUCCACUCCACUCUCACCAGGCAAAUCUGUCACUCCAUCACCAGAAGACUCCAUCACUCAGUCAUCACGCAACUCCAUUAAUCAAUCACCAUGUGACUCUGUCACACCAUCACUGUCCAACUCCGUUAAUCAAUCACCCUAUGACUCCAUUACUCAAUCACCAUCCAAAUCCAUUACUCAAUCACCAUCCAACUCCAUUACUCAAUCACCAUCCAACUCCAUUACUCAAUCACCAUCCAACUCCAUUACUCAAUCACCAUCCAACUCCAUUACUCAAUCACCAUCCAAAUCCAAUACUCAAUCACCAUCCAAAUCCAUUACUCAAUCACCCUAUGACUCUAUUACUCAAUCACCAUCCAACUCCAAUACUCAAUCACCAUCCAAAUCCAUUACUCAAUCACCAUCCAACUCCAUUACUCAAUCACAAUCCAACUCCAUUACUCAAUCACCAUCCAAAUCCAUUACUCAAUCACCAUCCAACUCCAUUACUCAAUCACAAUCCAACUCCAUUACUCAAUCACCAUCCAACUCCAUUACUCAAUCACCAUCCAAAUCCAUUACUCAAUCACCCUAUGACUCUAUUACUCAAUCACCAUCCAACUCCAAUACUCAAUCACCAUCCAAAUCCAUUACUCAAUCACCAUCCAAUUCCAAUACUCAAUCACCCUAUGACUCCAUUACUCAAUCACCAUCCAAAUCCAAUACUCAAUCACCAUCCAAAUCCAAUACUCAGUCACCCUAUGACUCUAUUAUUCAAUUACCAUCCAACUCCAUGACUCAGUCACCAUCCAACUCCAUUACUACUUCUUUCAUAAGGGAAAAAUCAGACGAGACCAAUGUAAAGGACAUCAUCGUCACCACCGACAACAAGGAGAUGUCAGGAACAGAGGACAUGAAGGCGCGUGACCUGAGGCCGCGGCUGUGUCACAUAGUGAAGGAUAAGCAGGGUUUCGGCUUUAACCUGCACUGUGAUAAGCGGCGUGUGGGUCAGUUCAUCCGCUCGGUCGACCCUGAUUCACCCGCGCAGAGAGCUGGACUACAGCCCGGAGACAGGCUCAUCCAGGUGAACGGCAGAAGCAUUGAGGGUCUGAGGCACUCGGAGGUGGUGGAGAUAAUCCGAAGUGGAAGAGGACAGACCAAGCUGUUGGUGGUGGAUCCGGAAACGGAUGCUCUGUUUCAGAAACUCGGCAUCACACCGACUACAGCGCACCUUAAUGAGGACUGUGUGGACGGUCCACUCAUAGAGAGUCCAACCUCAACCUGUCCAAUCACAGACAGCUCUGGGUCUCCUUCCAAAACCCCCAACGGCUCGCUGAACCAACUGCCAAUCACAAACCUCACUGUGACGGAUCCACCAACCAGAAACGGCUCUCUGAAGCACCAGAGUCGCGGAAGCUCCUCCUCCUCCAGGUCCAUCACUUCAGAGAUGAGUGUGGAGCUGAGCAGCUCUGACACCAGCAACAAGGUGUUGGAGUCAGAGCAGCGUAAGUGUAACAGCGCCCCCGGAGUGCAGGAGGGAAAGGCGGUGAAGGAUUUGGACCCGCUGUGGGCGAGCGGCCUGCACCUGAGCCCCACGGCGGCCGAGGCCAGGCAGAAGGUCAGGCUGAAGAAGGCUAACAAGAGAGCGCCCCCUAUGGCCUGGAACAAGAAAUACGAGAUCUUCAGCAACUUCUGAGCUGUUCGGUCCAAAGAGAUCUAACAGAACCUGGACCCUGGGACGAGGAAAAGGGAAACAAGACAACCACUUUUUCAGCUUUCUGUUUUCACACCUGCUGGCCUCCAAGCUUCUACAAAUAGCUACAUCUCAGGAAAAAUGAAGACUACCCACGCCACCAUGCCACUGCGGUUACACCACUCAUAAAGGCCAGGAAAAGUAAAAAGAGAGACAGUAAUAGAUGACCAGCUGGGGGCUUGAGAAAGAGGAAGAGGAAAGGUGAAUGAGUGAAGGUGAAGAAAUGAAAGUAAAGGGCUGAGGUUGGAAACUGAAGGUGAAGAAAUGUGAAUGAAAACGCAAAUCUGACAGGAUGUAGUAGUGAGCGUGAAAUCCAGCUCUUUACCGGUGUCACAUGACUGACAAUGAAAUAUAAACACAUUAUAUGAGAGAGAGAGAGAGAGAGAGAGAGAGAGAGUUUUAACCAGCAUGUAUUAAUUUAAAAUUCAAAACAAAAUUGUCUUGUCCUUCUCUUAGUUUCCUUGUUCACGUGUGCGUUUAGAGUUUUAGGUAAAAAUAUGAAAAGUGGGAAAAGAACUCACUCGAGCCUUGAUAGCUGUCCGGAUCCAUGAGGAGACAUUUUAUUACAGACAUCUAGGAAUAAACUGAUACGUUUAGAAAGCAUUGGAUCGGUUUCUGCUGCUAAAUAUUAUAGUCAAUAUUUUAAACAGGCUCCAUUUAUAAAAAGUAUAGGAUGUUUAAAAUAUUGAAUAUAAUAUUCAACCCCAAUCCCAGCAUCCUCAGCGUAAGUUCCGUCUAUGGUCAUAAAUGAUUCAUAAUGAUUCAGGUUAAACAUUCUUAUAAUAAUGAAAUUAUAAUUUUAAAAUUUGCAAAAAAAAAAAAAAAAAAAGAA
This is a messenger RNA of Pangasianodon hypophthalmus (striped catfish), 3561 nucleotides long. RefSeq names its product uro-adherence factor A (gene nherf2). Lineage: Eukaryota; Metazoa; Chordata; Actinopteri; Siluriformes; Pangasiidae. The record is from RefSeq and is a predicted model, not a curated record. The transcript has 8 exons. Gene Ontology annotation, molecular function: signaling receptor binding; protein-membrane adaptor activity. Gene Ontology annotation, cellular component: apical plasma membrane. Gene Ontology annotation, biological process: protein localization to plasma membrane. Bases 375 to 2672 code for a protein of 765 amino acids.